CAGCAGCCUUAUCAAGGCAACGUGUUCGUGAACGAGCGUCGUCGAUACGUCGACCUGCGCGACCGUUUCGUGACGCGUCGUCACGUCGCCGAGAAGUACUACGAUUGCCUGCAGUGCGCCGAGCAAUGCCGUCACGCGGACUUCGGCAAUCCUAAUGGCAACAGCAGCGGUGGCGGCGGCAACAACAACAACAGCGUCAGCAAGAACAGCGGCGGCGUUAUCAGUCGAAUUCGCGGUACUCGCCGUUUGCCCGCCACGAGCGUAGCGUUGUACGGCAAGGACGUGUCGUCGCCCCCGCUCGACGAGGCGAAGAAGAUCCGCAACGGCAGAAGCAGCCUGUCGAGGCAUCAGUCUGCCCACCUGACGCCAGCCAAGAAGAGGUCCUCGUUGGCCCGGCCAGUCCGCGUCCACGACUCCUUUGUGCAGCCCAGGAGGCUGAUGGCGGCCGGCGACGAACAUUCGCAGGAGUCGGCCGAUGUUCCCGGCCACCAGGAGCAGUUCUUGCGGGACCAAGCGGGCGGAGUGUCGUACAAGAAUCCGUGGUGGUGGCAGGAGCAGCGGGAGCGCGAUCAGCAGCCUAACACGUCGAGCUACGCUUACCGGGACCCGGAGGAACGCGCCGGCGAGGACGGUUGGCCUAUCCGUCUGCGGCUCGAGCAGAUGCUGGAGCUGACGCUACCUCAGACGAAAAGGAGGAAGAAGAAGAAGAAGAAGAAGAAGUCGGCAGCGGCGACGAUGAUGCUGAUGAAGCAGCAACAGCGCAACAGGCAUGGCUUCAAGGACACCGAGAGGCUCCUCAAGGUACUCAGCAUUAACAAUGUGGACCAAGAUAAUAGGUACAACAUCAAACGUUGUUCCGUCAUGUAGAGUUAAAUGCGGGCGAAGGAGAAAUUCGAAGGGAGAGAGAGAGAGAGAGAAAUACGCAGAGGUAAUAAUUAAUUAAUGAAGUAAAGUAAAGUAAGUACAGCGUGUAACAGAGAUACCCUAGAGACUAACAAAAAAGCAGAAAACCAAGAAAAACAUGUAGGACCGAUACGUUCGUAUCUGGAAUACUCCGCUUCCGGGCGUUACUUGCGGCCAAGCGGAGCUGCAAGAAUCGAGACGUGGGAUUUGUUUCCGGUUUUUUCUCUCGGUCGAACUGCUCUCGUUCGCCGAGAUACGUUGCAUUCGUCGUGGCACGCGCGUGGCAUACAUCGUGUUUCGCAUUUCAUUAAUUAAGCUCUAUAGUAUACUGGAGUGAGCCAUCAAGCAGUGGAGAUGUAAUUCGUAGAAAAGGAUGCUCAGACCCGAGUCGAAAUUUUAAUCCUAUUUUAAGUCUAAUUUAGUUCUACAUUAAUAUGAUGGUAUUCAUAGUUGGACUUUAUAUUUAAAGUUUUCUUAAAUUCAUCUUCAGAUACUGAAUGGCCCAUCUCUUGGCUUAUCUCAUUAGCUACGAAAGAAAGGAAAUCUUAAAUAUAAAGUCCGACUAUGAAUAAAAAUAUUCAAUGAUCUUCUAUUAUGUUCCUUUGAUGCUGCAAAUAGGGAUGUUAUUGCCGUUUUCUCCAUUUGAAGACUUAAUGUAGAAGCAAAAUUUAGACUCUGGAUUCCCAUUUAUAGAAUUAAAGGUGCACUUAUUGUGCUCCUUUGAUGCUAUAAAUAGAAACUUAUUUUUCCCUCUAAAG
This is a messenger RNA of Dinoponera quadriceps, 1661 nucleotides long. RefSeq lists its product as uncharacterized. Lineage: Eukaryota; Metazoa; Arthropoda; Insecta; Hymenoptera; Formicidae. The annotation marks the transcript as partial. The transcript has a single exon. The record is from RefSeq and is a predicted model, not a curated record.